AUGGGUGUUGCAUUUAAGAGCCGUACGUCUCCUGUUAAGUGUCAGUUACUGAAAUCUUAUUAUGAAGGUGGAACAGAAAUCCACGGGUGACCACAUGGGUGCACGAUGUACAGCGUCUAUACGAUGCCGGAGACUACUGAUGAAGAGAUCCUCAAGAAUGGGCACGGUGAAGACUUCAACACCGAAGAUGAGGAAGAGGAGGAUAAUGAGCACAAUAGUAAUGGUAUUACAGCAGAAGCGAAUGGCUGGUGUGCUCGCCAAGGUAAUGUAGAUGGUAACAGGGUUAUACUUGUGGGUCGGAUCGACCCCAUGGAGCAUGUGGAACCUGUGUAUGGAACGGACGAGGACAUCGAAGGAGACAACGACGACGAUGAUGAAGACAAUGACGACAGUGGCGACAGCCCGGCCGUAGACCGUGAUGGUUGUGGCAGCGACUGCUCCCACGGUCGGUCCGAGGAGAUCGCGGCUGAAAGUGAUGGCAGUGUCCUCGAUGCAUGGGCGGGCGGCGGCGACGUGGCUGGGGGCGUGGCAGUGGAGGACCCUCUGCCCCCGCUCCUGCCGCCUCCCCUGCCGCUGCCACUGCUCUACCCGGUGCAGUCACCGCCUGUGCUCCCCGAUGAGGCAGCUCUGUUCUCGAGGCAGGCUACUGCCUUCUGUGGUAGCAGCUUCCUACAGGAGAGGUACUGUCCUACAUCAGAAGACUGCCUUCUAACCAGUGCGGAUGCUCGCAGGUUUAGUGCUCUGAUCGGGCCGGAGACCUCACGGCAUCCUGGAGACCCGCGACCUCCGUCCGUCGCGCUCGGUCCCUGGGGCGGGCUCGCCGUCCCUCUCUCUGCGGGUGCCGCGCCCCCUCCCCGCCCGUCCCGGACUGCACCUCCCGUACCGGUAGCAGUGCCAACCCACCGGUUCUCGACACCUCCCGUGCCGGACUCCGCCCCCGGCACCUUCAGUCUAGAGAACCUCCUGCGUGGCGGUGGCGGCGGAGGCGAUGACCGGCCGUACUGCUGCCCCGUCUGCCAGCAGCGCUUCGCCCGCUACAGCCACUACGCCCGUCACCUGUACUUCGCUCACGAGAAUGAGGGGAAGCACGUGCGGCCGCCCAGUUCAGGGAUUCAUCCCGAAGUAUCACUAGUGACGAGAGAUGCACCGCUGCCAGUAAACAGCGAGAUGCCGGGGGGCCCUCAGGAAGGUCCGACGAAUGCGACGUUCGUUUACGGAGACACGCUAAUCUUCAGGGGAGCUCCCAAGAUACCAAAUGCACCGUCUCCUCGGGUUCUCUCUCCGGCCUCGGGCAUGCCGCUCCCGCCCCAUACCCGUCCGGGUGGAUUGGGCAACGGCUCCGGUGCCCGGACAUACGACUGCCCAGUGUGUGAGAAGACGUUCCCAGACCGUGAGUCGCGGGCCCGCCACGCACAGGAGCACGAGCAGUUCCACUGUGAUGUCUGCGGCCGUGGGUUCCGCGAUGAGGUUGAGCGCGACCACCAUGCCAGCAUGUAUGCCGGCAAGCCUGCGCACAAGUGUGAUGCUUGUGGAAAGUGCUUCCACCUCACCCACAGCUUCGCCCGCCACAUGCGCACCCACACAGGCGAGCAGCCGUUUGCUUGUGAUGUGUGUGGGAAGCGCUUCAACGACAGCGGCAACAUGGCCAAGCACAUGCGCACGCACACUGGGGACCUGCCCUAUCCGUGCCCGCAGUGCCCGAGACGCUUCAGUGACCGUGCGAACCGGGCGAAGCAUGCACGCACGCACCACGGCGACGACAGACCUUUCCCCUGCAUGGAGUGCGGCCGCACCUUUGCCAACGGCAGCAACCUGGCGCGCCACCUGAAGGCGGCCCACCGCCACCGGCCGCCGGUGCCGGCACUGCCGUCUCACUUCAUCCCCGGUGCACUCCUGCUGCCACCUCUUCCGCCGCUGUCCCCGCCCCCGCACCACCACCUCCUGGCAGAGGGGGUCGACGCGGGGCACACUGGCACUGGGCGGAACGGAGGUGUCGUCUGUUAG
This is a messenger RNA of Schistocerca americana (American grasshopper), 2004 nucleotides long. RefSeq names its product zinc finger protein 628-like. The transcript has 9 exons. NCBI's taxonomy places the organism in Eukaryota, Metazoa, Arthropoda, Insecta, Orthoptera, Acrididae. Gene Ontology annotation, molecular function: DNA-binding transcription factor activity, RNA polymerase II-specific; RNA polymerase II cis-regulatory region sequence-specific DNA binding. Gene Ontology annotation, biological process: regulation of DNA-templated transcription. The record is from RefSeq and is a predicted model, not a curated record. Bases 106 to 2004 code for a protein of 632 amino acids.